GAAGUAUUCAAAUAGAAAUUUGAGUUGUAAGUUUCAGUUUUGAGUGUGGUUGUUGAACUGACCCCUCUAUUUUAUCUCUUUACAUUUUCAUACCCAAAGUUUUUUUAUUAUGUUAUACACCUUUCCUAUAAAUUGUCUUUAAAGUCUCCCAUUAGCUUCUAUUUUACUGUUUUGCUCUCUCUCUCUCUCUCUUAACAUAUUUUUUUUUAAAAAGCAAAACCAUUUGUGCUAGUGAAGAAACGUUUUCUCUCUGUCAAAAAUGUCACGAAAAACAUGCAAACGAGUAAGUUUUUGUCCGAACCCUGAAGCCACAGAUGAACCUAUAUUCCCUAAACAUCACGACCGGAGAAAGGUGGUCCUGAUCGGAUUUCUCAGUUGCGGUCUAAGGAGCUCGCCUGCCGCGAGGAAGCUGAUGCGACGUAUAGGAGCUAGUUUCGCUAGAACGCUGCGUUCUAUGUCCUUGAGGAGGAAUACGACCGAUAAAACAUCGUCAACGGUAUUGCUGUCUUCGUCGUCUGCUUCCUCUUCAUCGACUAUUUAUAUGAAAAGGUCAAAGUCUCUAGCUGAGUCGGAGUCUCACAGAGCAGAAGCUAUUGAAGACUGCAUUAAGUUCUUGAACUCUUCUUUUCCUCUGACAAGAUCAAACUCUGUCCCAACUUGGUCUUCUUGAUUUGAACCGGGUUUGGAUUUGGAUCGGUUCAAUAGAACUCCUCUCUUUUCUGUUGUUGUGGUGUUAAAAGAGUUGAACAUUGUAUAGGUGUGCUUUAUUUAUUUUUUUCUUUAAAGUCACAAAAAAAAAGAUUAUGAGUUUUGAUUAGAAAGACAAUAAUUCUUGAUCAUAUUAUCUACCAUUCAUCUUGCAAAACUUUUAGCGAAAGAAAAGAAUUCAGUGCAGACCAUAGAUUAAGGUUUAAUUAUGGGGAAGAAAUAGUUAGAAAGUUAGACUAAAUUUAUAUGUUUCUAAUAUUUACAUUGUAUUAAGCCAUUAAUAUGAUUAAAUUUCAUGAACCUGGAAUAUAGUUAGUUUCUUAAAAUUUAAUGACAAAAGAAAAAGAGGGAAG
This is a messenger RNA of Eruca vesicaria subsp. sativa (arugula), 1061 nucleotides long. The record is from the annotation of a GenBank genome assembly. NCBI's taxonomy places the organism in Eukaryota, Viridiplantae, Streptophyta, Magnoliopsida, Brassicales, Brassicaceae.